Pseudopipra pipra is the source of this 1912-nucleotide messenger RNA. Its product is annotated as cuticle collagen 2C-like. The transcript has 2 exons. Bases 1 to 993 code for a protein of 330 amino acids. Lineage: Eukaryota; Metazoa; Chordata; Aves; Passeriformes; Pipridae. The record is from RefSeq and is a predicted model, not a curated record.
AUGGCGAAGCGAAAACCGGGGAGGGGAGGGGGGGAAAGGGGGGGAAGGGGGGGUGCUCGGGCCGCGCUCCCGCGGCAGCGUCGGGUCCCAGCGAAAGGCACCCGCCCGGUCGCUGUCACUGCUCGUUCACCGGGGAGAGUCUCGGCUCCACCAUUCAACCCACGGGCAGCAGCAGGAGGAGGAGGAGGAGGAGGAAACAACAACUCGCAGCCGCCCGCCGCCCGCCGCCAACGCCGCCGCCGCCAGCCAGCGCGAGCGAGCGCGAUCCUUCCGCCCGGAGAAAGAGUCCCCUCCUCCUCCUGCGCGCCCCCUCCUCAGCCCCCUCGGCCCCGCGCGCCGCCCCUUCCCCCCGCGCCCCCCUCAGUCCCCGGCGCUGCCCGGAGGGGGCGGCCAGGCGGGCAAGGAAGGGGGGAGCCGCGCUCUUCUGCCCCCGCUCCCGCCCCACCGCCUCGGCGGCCCCUGGCGCUGCCCGGCGCUGGAGGGGAGAAGGGGCGAGCGGUACGCGUUUAUUAUCGGAAAGGCGGGCGGGCUGUGGCAGAAGAUGUCGGCGGGGUGGGCGGGAAGGCGGUGGCGGCAGGCGGGCGGCUGAAAGGCGCUUUCUGUGCGAGGUGCCGGCGCGCGGAGGGAUACGACGCACGGGCAGGAGGCGGGGCUGCGGUGGGGGAGAAAGCGGCGGCGGCGGCGCUGGAAGUUCCCGAGUUCCAGCGUCGCAGGAAUGGGAAGCCAGCAAAGCCAAAAUGCCCCCGGGGAGCGCGGCCCCGCUGGGGAGGCCUGGCCCUCCCACCCGCGCUGCGCUCGCCGCGGCUCCCCCGUAGCCCAGCGCGGUCCCUCGGAGCCUGCCAGCGACCUCGAGGCGCAGCCGGGGGCUUUGGCAUCUGCGCCAGACAACCGGGACUGACGAAUCUUCUGCCUUCCAGGAGCGAUGGGCAAGAGCAGGAGUGUUGUCACCGCGAGGACGAGCGAGGGAUGGUGAUGCCUGCAACCUAUGGCUGAGCUGGAGGUAAUUCACUAGCGGAUCAAUAACCUACCGAAGGUUCCUGAAAGGCUGCAACAGUGCAUGGAGCCUGGUUAGCUGUUAAAUUAUUUGUUUAUUUAAUGUUUGGUAGCUUGAGGAUACCGAAUAAACAUUCUGAUUUGUGCUGUAACCGUUUAUUUGCUGAUUACAGUCAAAAAGAAAAUAAAAACAAAGCAGAUGUCCGCUGAUAAUUAGCUUUAAAAAAAUCCAUAUCUGAUGAGGAUGGGAUUUAAAGGAGCAUAAUUGCUUGUCUUUAUGGUUUGCAAUGUGCCUGUGCUUUUUCAGGUAGAGCUGGGGCCUUGCAAGAACAAAUGUGUUUGUGGACAAUAAGAAUUAAAUUAGCAGGGAUCAAUGUUAAAAAGGGAAAGCUGUCAUUUUUUACUAUUCCUUUAGUCGUAGUUAUUAACUAAUGUAACUUGUGAAGCAAAGACAAAAGUAUAUUGGAAAUUAUAUCGAAACUAGACAAAGAAAUAUUUUUUUGUGUGCAUAAAGACCCUGAAAUUCUCAGCUAUCUAACUUUCAACAAAAUGAAAUUUAAACUACAUUUCUGUGCAACUGAGGGUAAGCUGAGUUGAGCAUUUUAAUACGGAUGUUUCCAAGGCCGGCGAGCUCAGUGUACGAGCUUGAGCUUUGUGCUUGGCACGGUGAGAAAGCUUUGCUGCAACAACCCUUCUGCUUUAUUGAACAAACAUAACCGUGAAAGGGUAGAGAAAGGAGGCUGAAAUGUCACAUAUUUCCAUUAAGUCUUAUUAUAAAAAUUUGAUGUAUAUAGGAGAUGCCUAGAUGUUGUGUAUUUUUGGCAUACGAUUAUCACAUGUCCUAAAAAAUGAUUAAAAUCCUAAUCUAGCAUGUGGUUUGUUAUCAUUAGGGUAAAUUAAUUUUGUAGGAUAGUUUUUU